GUGGUCGUAAAUUUAAUGUAAACGAGCCUUGUCCUCAACGUCUCAACGAACACUUGCUUCAACUACUCACAUUUUCAUACAGCAGCAAAGCCACAAUCACACACCUCUUAAUCAAUUCUUCGCCGAUGCAGAGAUCAGGUUACGGUCGCGAUGGAAUAUACAGGUCAUUAAGACCUUCUUUGCUUCUCCCAAACGAUCCCAACCUAUCCCUCGUUUCCUUCCUCUUCGCAAGAGUUUCUUCUUUCGCCGCCAAAACAGCACUCGUCGAUUCCCAUUCUUCCCAAACUCUUUCAUUCUCACAACUCAAAACCCAAGUCGCAAGGCUCGCCCAUGGUUUCCUCCGCCUCGGAAUAAACAAAAACGACGUCGUUCUCUUGCUCCUGCCCAACACCAUCCACUCUCCCAUAUGCUUCCUCGCCGCCGCCGCAAUUGGCGCUGUCGUGUCCACCGCCAACCCUAUUUACACCGUUGAGGAACUCUCCAAGCAAGUCAAGGACUCCAAACCCAAGCUUGUUAUCACCGUCCCCGAAUUAUGGGACAAAGCGAAGAAUCUCAACCUCCCCGCAGUGAUUAUCGGCGCCGAGGAAAGCACAAGUUCGACGGUCACGAGUUUGGACGCCGUGAUGGAGGGCACGGCGACGGAGCUGCCGGAAAACGGCGUGAAGCAGGGAGAUACGGCGGCGCUUUUGUACUCCUCGGGGACCACGGGAUUGAGCAAGGGGGUGGUCCUGACGCACCGGAAUUUCAUCGCGGCGGCGUUGAUGAUUGGCAUGGACGACGAUUUGGCGGGAGAGGUUAACGGCGUGUUCCUCUGCUUUUUGCCGAUGUUUCACGUGUUUGGACUGGCGGUUGUGACGUACGCGCCGCUUGUGCGAGGGAGUGCGGUGGUGGUGAUGAGGAAGUUCGAGUUGGAGGCCUUGGUGAAGACAAUUGAGAAGCAUAAGGUGACGAACAUGUGGGUGGUGCCUCCCAUUUUGCUUGCUCUGGCGAAACAGAGUGUUGUUGGUAAGUAUGAUCUUUCGUCGUUGAAGCGUAUUGGUUCUGGUGCUGCUCCUCUUGGAAAAGACUUGAUGGAAGAUUGUGCCAAACGAUUACCUCAUGCUACAGUUUGUCAGGGCUAUGGUAUGACAGAAACUUGUGGCAUAGUUAGUAUGGAGAAUCCAAGAGUAGGGAUUCGUCAUAGCGGGUCAGCAGGAACUCUGGCUUCCGGAGUCGAAGCUCAAAUAGUGAGUGUGGAAACACAGAAGGCGCUACCUCCUACACAGUUGGGUGAGAUAUGGGUACGGGGUCCUAACAUGAUGCAAGGUUAUCAUAACAAUCCACAGGCCACAAGACUGACUAUAGAUAAAAAGGGGUGGGUACAUACAGGAGAUCUUGGAUAUUUUGAUGAAAUUGGGCAACUUUUUGUUGUUGACCGUAUCAAAGAACUGAUCAAGUACAAAGGUUUUCAGGUUGCACCAGCAGAACUUGAGGGGCUUCUAGUUUCUCACCCUGAAAUACUAGAUGCUGUUGUUGUCCCAUAUCCGGAUGAUGAGGCUGGUGAGGUUCCAAUUGCCUUUGUUGUUCGUUCACCCAACAGUUCACUGACUGAAGAAGAAGUUCAGAAGUUCAUUGCUAAUCAGGUUGCACCUUUCAAAAAAUUGAGAAGGGUGACAUUCAUCAGCAGUGUUCCUAAGACAGCUUCAGGAAAAAUCCUCCGAAGAGAGCUUAAUGCAAAAGUCCGAUCCAAAAUAUAACAUAUUACAAUUUAUUUUGGGGGGUCAAUUUUCUGAGAUAGAGUGCAAGUUUGGAGUGCAUCCUGCAGAAUAGAUAGAAAUAGCCAACCAGUAACCACGUAACAAUCCCGCCGUAGUUCAGAGUGAAGUAGCAUUGCUUUGCACCCAAAUGUUGUGAAUUUUACGGUAAGCAAUGGUAAAUCUCGACUGUUUACAUCAGUCAACAGAGAAAAAGAAGAGCGAAAUUGACCGUUUCCUAGUGUUUGUGGACUGAAUUUGUCUCUUUAAAAUAACAAAAUGUGUAAAGUUAAAAAUAAAUGUAAAAUAGUAUUUAUGUCUGAUUCAAAGUAAAGAUUUGCAUGUAACUUACAUUCACAUGUGUAUAAUUUAUUUACGUACAAAAUUUAAAUGCAGU
Abrus precatorius (Indian licorice) is the source of this 2130-nucleotide messenger RNA. Its product is annotated as 4-coumarate--CoA ligase-like 7. The transcript has 6 exons. The record is from RefSeq and is a predicted model, not a curated record. Lineage: Eukaryota; Viridiplantae; Streptophyta; Magnoliopsida; Fabales; Fabaceae. Bases 126 to 1736 code for a protein of 536 amino acids. Gene Ontology annotation, molecular function: CoA-ligase activity.